Anopheles cruzii is the source of this 2045-nucleotide messenger RNA. It is a transcript of the gene TM4SF, whose product is annotated as tetraspanin-1. Gene Ontology annotation, biological process: protein localization to plasma membrane; protein maturation. NCBI's taxonomy places the organism in Eukaryota, Metazoa, Arthropoda, Insecta, Diptera, Culicidae. The transcript is spliced from 5 exons. The coding region runs from base 243 to 1112 and encodes 289 amino acids. The record is from RefSeq and is a predicted model, not a curated record. Gene Ontology annotation, cellular component: membrane.
CUAAAGAUAAACCGCACACUCAGAAUCGUUCGGUUGGUAGGUUCGUGCCAAAAGAAGUUCGGUACUUUGGCUUCCCAGUUUCUUCGGAAUUAACGGAACCUUUUCUUGGUGGAAUUUGAAUCUUGCUAUAACAAGUACGUUGCAGUGCGUUUUAACCAUGGUGAAUUGCUGCUACUGUUGAGUUCGAGCGUCGCGUAAGGGUUUAAAUGUUUGAAGAGUGAAAUCAAAGCCAUCUAAGCAACAUGCGUCUAUCUGCUCGCAUCAAGUGCUUCAAGUACUUGGUUUACGCCUAUGUGAUCCUAAUAUCGGUAUGUGGAGGCGCGCAACUGGUGAUCGGAGCAUUCCUACUGUGGACCCACCGGCAGUACUCGCCGAUCGUGAAGGAUCAGUUCUGGGAACCGUUUGCCGUGCUGAUCGUACUGGGUGUGAUCUCGCAGUUGCUUUGCUAUCUCGGGUGGACAUCGACGAGCCGGAAGCAUCGUUGUUACCUAGGAACGUUCUGCGCAUUUCUACUGCUCUUCAUUGUGAUCUUAUUCUUAGUUAGUGGCUGGGCCGUCGCUACCAGGGCACACUUGAUCGUGCCGGCCGAGUUGGCCAUCGAGGCCAGUUUUACGGAGUUUCUGUCCAAAAGUCUCUCCACAGACCAGACGCACCUAUGGAACCGCUUGCAGCGCGACUAUCACUGCUGCGGUUUCAAUGGCAUCCAUGACUACAAAAAAGUGGGAGUUCCCUGGUCCUGUUACGAUCCGAUCAACGCGAAAGUCUACAGUGCCGACUGUAUGCACGUGCUGGUACGCAGCAUAGAGAUCAACAUGAUCCGUGUCGCCGUCGUGGCUGUUUGCUCCGCCAUAAUACAGAGUCUAGGCAUAUUUUGCGUCAUCCAGCUGACAUUGUUGCUGCGCCGGCCCAUUUUGAUGCUGCCCAACGGGGAUAACCAUUCGACGCGAGUCAAGCCGUCAUACGAGCAGGCUCCACUGCAAUCGGCUGCACACCACCACUCGAAUCCGGCGUCUCAGAGCAGUAGCAGUAGUAGUACAAAGCCAAAGCCGGCGAUUGCACCGAAGCCGGUGCUGACACGAGUGGACCCACCGGUCAUCAAGCCGAUCCACUGAGUCCAACCAUUCAUCAAACCUGCCAGCGAUCGUAGCGGGGCGAUGUGCCUAUAAUUUAAGUUUUACUCGAGCCUCCUUAAACGAUACGAUCUUUUAGCGGUUAGAGAGUUUUAUGAACGUACGAAAGUAUCAGUCGGCAUUUUUUCGAAAGCAUUCGUCCAUAGGCUAUAGUUGAUAAUUCCCCGCGGUAACUCAUGUACUUAAGUUCCGGUUCUUUCAACUCUACCACAGCGUCGUUGUUGGGAGUCCCAGACGGACGAGCGAAUGAAAUAAAUAUUUGUAAAAUAGACGUUAUAAAAAGACGAAUGAAAUAAGCCAAGGUCUAACAGGGUGACAAGCCAUAGAUCCGAAAAACAAAGCUUACUAUCACCCCCCCGACGGUAGGCAAAUAAUUUACGGCUACGUCGGUACGUUGUAUUCUUUUGAGUCUCUGGCACCUACACGUCACAAGCACCGUGUACACGCUUCGCCAGUGAGAAUAGCUGCGAAACGAUUUUCAAACAAUGCUAUCAGCAAACGUUUACAACGUGAGUAACCUAUGAAUCAUAAGGGCAAACUGCUGUUGCUGCGGUACGAGAUAACAUCCUUUUGGUGGCAUAUGGUAGAAUUGGAUGAUACACUGCAGCAAAACGGGAAGUAAAGUGUCCAAAUUGGAAUGAAGCACGCCUAGGGGCCAUAGGAGAGUAUGAACUAUCCGCGAACUCUGGAGGAAACUAUUUAUCCCUUGUGGGAGCGUUUGAAAAAUCAAAACUAGGAGAUCUGCAUUUGUUAAGGAAACUAGAAUUGCCAAGUACUUUUUACACUCGACUAAAUAACUGGUAGCAAAUAACUCAGUUUGUGCAUAUACUUAUGAAACGCAACGGCCGAUUGUGCGCGAAGCAACGGCCAUGAAUUACUUUGAAUUGAACACGGGAAAUGCGGCGAAGUAGGGGC